UGCGCAGCGUCCGCAUAGGCCCCGCCCCUCGGCCUCCGCGAGCCAAUCGCAGCCCAGGGGCGGGUACUGAGGGUAUAUAAAGCAGCUCGGCGGCGUCCUGGAUCUCUCCCGGGACCGCGAAACAGUAGGUGCGUAGGUUUGGGGAGCCGCCUCUGGAACCGGAGCUGUCGUGUCCCCCUCCUCUUUUAAUUUACCGUUGCCAACAAUAAAGGCCUUUCCUGCCGUAGCUCCUUCGGGAGUGCGGGCGACAUUUCGCAGAAGAUUCUCUGGCCGACCUUGCCGGGAUCUCCAGAUGGCCGCGCUGCGAGCAACUCUCCACGUGGCGACCCUGGCGGCUGGGGCGCGCCGAGCUUUGUUGGGUAGGGAAGGCUCCCUGGCUGGUAACUGCCUGGCCUACCGUCGCCUCUGGGAUAAGCUCCACAGCGGUCCCCGAGUCGGCAGCGUCCCCACGUUCGACUGGUUCUUUGGGUAUGAGGAAGCCCAGGGGUUCCUUCUGCCGCUGCUGCAGGAGGCACAGGCUGCCUAUCCACUGCGGGUGUUGGACGUGGGCUGUGGGACCUCCAGCCUAUGUACAGGUCUCUACACCAAGUGUCCAAUUCCCGUGGAUGUGCUGGGGGUGGACUUCUCUCCUGUGGCCGUGGCCCACAUGAACAGCCUCCUGGAAGGUGGCCAAGACCAAAUACCCCUGUACCCUGGGCACCCUGCCUCUCAACUACAGUUCAUACAGGCUGAUGCCCAGAACCUGGAGCCCGUGGCUCCCUCAGGCUCCUUCCAGCUCGUGCUGGAUAAGGGCACCUGGGAUGCUGUUGCCCGGGGUGGUCUGCCUGGGGCUUACCAGCUUCUGUCAGAAUGCCUAAGGGUCCUAAGCCCCCAGGGGACCCUGAUUCAGUUCUCCGAUGAGGACCCUGAUGUGCGGCUACCCUGCCUGGAGCAAGGGUCCCAAGGCUGGACUGUGACUGUGCAGGAGCUAGGCCCUUUCAGGGGCAUCCCCUACUUUGCUUACUUGGUUCAAGUCUCUCAUUAAAGACUUUAGUUCUAA
Acinonyx jubatus (cheetah) is the source of this 1039-nucleotide messenger RNA. RefSeq names its product citrate synthase lysine methyltransferase (gene CSKMT). The record is from RefSeq and is a predicted model, not a curated record. Lineage: Eukaryota; Metazoa; Chordata; Mammalia; Carnivora; Felidae. Bases 293 to 1024 code for a protein of 243 amino acids. Gene Ontology annotation, molecular function: S-adenosylmethionine-dependent methyltransferase activity. The transcript has 4 exons.